CAGAGAGCGUCUGAACUGCUUGUGUAGCUGCUAGUUAGCUUAGCCGUGCUGCUGAGCGAUGACAUGCAUUGAUGCAGAAAUGCUAUUCCAACGGGGCACGGCGUCUCGUCAGCUAGGCUAGCGUCUUGGAGUGGGGGAAAAAAAGAAAAAAAAACCUGGCUGCUUAGCUAGGAUUCUGGAUGCAGUUUCUGUGCAUCUUCGGCUGCUGUGUGUAACCCUUUAACAUAUUUCCAAAAGGACAUAAGAAGAGGUGGCCGUCAGGAAUCAGGUCAGCAGAAUUGUCAGAGCCCUUGAAGUUCUCAGCUUUGAUGCAGUACAGUGUUCCUAGUGCAAGAUGACGGAAGAGGUGAUUGUCAUCGCCAAAUUUGACUACAUGGCCCAGCAGGACCAGGAGCUGGACAUCAAGAAAAACGAGCGUCUCUGGCUUCUCGAUGACUCAAAGUCCUGGUGGAGGGUUCGAAAUGCCACCAACAAAACAGGCUUUGUGCCGUCCAACUAUGUGGAAAGGAAAAACAGUGCCAGGAAAGCGUCUAUAGUCAAGAAUCUCAAAGACACACUAGGAAUUGGGAAAGUGAAGAGCAGAAAGGGGGGUAUGAGAGAUCCAGCCCCUAAUGCUGACCCAGAUAUGAAUGCAGAUAACGGAGAGAGGCUGUAUGACCUCAACCUUCCCGCCCUGGUCAAGUUCAGCUACACAGCAGAGCGUGAGGAUGAGCUGUCUCUGGUGAAGGGAACACGUGUGGUGGUGAUGGAGAAGUGCAGCGACGGCUGGUGGCGCGGUAGCUACAACGGACGGUCAGGCUGGUUUCCGUCCAACUAUGUGACGGAGGACGUGGAUGGGACGGCGGGGGGAGGGGGUAUGGGCGGACUCGACCCUGCCGGAUCGCUGACAGAGAAACUGGCUGCGGUGGUGAACAUCACAGCGAACGGAAACCGAGUGCUGCACACAGUUCAGGCGCUCUACCCGUUCAGCUCAGGCAACGACGAGGAACUGAACUUUGAGAAGGGCGAGGUAAUGGAGGUGGUGGAGAAGCCCGAGAACGACCCGGAGUGGUGGAAGUGCCGCAAAGCGGAUGGACAGCUGGGCUUGGUGCCCAAGAACUACGUCACUGUGCUGGACUCCACCUCCCAUAAUCCGCAAGCGGGGCUCGCUGGGCCGCCCACACCCGAGUGCGACUACAUCUUGCCAUCAGGCAGCGGGCGCUUUGCGGGGAAGGAGUGGUACUACGGAAAGGUGACGCGCCACCAGGCAGAGGUGGCGCUCAAUCAAAGAGGCACAGAGGGAGACUUCCUCAUCCGAGACAGCGAGUCAUCGCCAAACGACUUUUCCAUCUCCCUGAAGGCGCAGAGCAAGAACAAGCAUUUCAAAGUGCAGCUGAAGGAAAACCUUUACUGCAUCGGACAGCGCAAGUUCAACUCUAUGGAAGAGCUUGUUGAACACUACAAAAAGGCCCCCAUCUUCACCAGUGAGCAGGGAGACAAACUGUACCUGAUUAAAGCCCUGGCUGCUUCCUGAUCCAUCUGUCUCACACAGUGAUGCACACACACACACACACACCUCUACACAUUAUUUUCAUCAACAUAUAAUACAGAUACUUACACAAGAACACACACUAACAUUUCAGCUCCAAGCCUGAAGACUUAACACAUCAUCAGGACUUAAAUGAUAUGUGAUUUGUCACAGAUUUGUGAGCAUUCCAAGAGGAGGUGUGGGGGAAAAAAGCAUGGGAGAGACAUUGAGGAGGGAGAUGGCAAGAAGGUGGACUCCUGAGAGUAACUACAGACCUCUUGGUUGCCUAUUUUAAAUUAUCCAGAUGUGUUAGGUCAUAGGCAAUGCUAUGGUUAUUUCCACCUUGAUAUCUAUUGCAUUUAGUUUUCUUUUCCUUUUUUGUUGUUGAUGUUGUUGAUAAUAUAUAAUCUUUUUAACGGUUUCUUUUAAAAAUGUGAUUUUUUUUUUUUAACUUUACACAUUAUACAACCAACACCUGACUGAGGCAUUUUCUUUCAGAUGUUAGCAAACUCGAGAGCUGAGCCGAGCCUAUAGGUCUACAUUUCAGCUUAUUUCUUUUUGUCUGUCUUAAGGCGCUGUUUGUGGCUGUGGACAAACUAAUACACAACUUCUGCUAAUCCCGAAUAAAAAUGAAGUGACCAAAAUAUAUUUAUUGAUACAAUUCUGUAAUGAUCAAUGUUGUAGAGAUUGGAAUAUCACACUGUGCAUUUUCUUUUUCUUUUUUUUUUAAGGAUUUCAAGGUUUCCUCUUAUUGUAAAAGGUCAAACUCUCUAUAUAGUGGUCUUCCUUUGUACAACAGUAUUGCUUGUCUCACAUAUUGCUGUAUCUGUAUCACGUGAAUGUUACAAAACCGAGGCAGCGUAGAUAGGGAUUUUAAAUCCUCUAACUUUGCAUGGACGCGCACAAACCGAAUAGUGUCCUAACACCUUCCGCCUAGCUCCGACAGGAGAGGGAGAGACAGUCCACAGGGGUGACGGGGAGUUUAUCUUUGCAUAUAAAGGUCAUGUGAAGACUCAAAGUAUUUUUCCCUCCUGGGUCUCUCCUCCACCCCCGGCCCAGUGUGUGGGUGACAGCAGAUGUGUCUUCGGUGUUGCCAAAGGGGAUGGAGAUGGACGGCAGUGAGGUGAGCCAGGGUGAGCUGCGCGGCUUCCAAAAAUAUAUACAGUGCUGGUUUGCCGGAGCUCUGAGGAGAAAUGGAGGGCUGGGAGGGAUGAUGUCACUGCUCCCUGAAUUGGUGAUCACUGGAGGGAAUGGAGGAGUUGAGGGUUACCCAGGGGUCGCGUUUGUGUGGUUGCAAAGCGUACACGUCGAGCUUAAGCCAGCACUGGGGUUGUCGGAGAACAAUUCCUUAUGCUGGAGAAAUGAUUAAGAAAGUGCUUGUUUUCUUUUGAUUAAUGUAUCCUAAGAGCUGCUUUAAAUGUACAUGCAGUCAAACUUUGGGACAUUAAGCUGGUUUUACCAAAUGUAUGUUCAAUGUCCGUAUGUCUGAAUGCUUUCAGCAGCACACAUGGUUUAUAUUUACAGUGAAGGACUUCUAGUGAAUGGCUGUUUUUGAGUGAAAGUGGACCAAGUAGUUGAAUGUUGUGCGGCAGCUAGUGCCGCUGCGUGCUGCCUGCAAUCAAAGCUGCAGCAGUGUCGGCGGGGAGCCGCUUCAGCAGUGUGCUCCGGGAGAUGCCGAUCACGAUGAUGAUGAUCACGAUGCCUGCGAUGAUGAGUUCUCCAGCUGUGGCCAGUUGGACCCGAGUACAGGGAGAGAGAGGAAGGAGGAGGAAAGGGGGAAAAUGGACAUUUAAAAGAAAAAAAGAGGUGAAUCAGGAGCAAAGGAGGAGACUGAGACUUUUUUCCAUUGGAUAAGAGUAUCUGGAAUCGCACACCCAGGCAGGGAAAUUGUUGCUAUAUCAUAGCAGAGACUAAAGGAGUUGAGAUGGGAGGGUUCUGGAGGUCUAGUUAAUCCAAGCAUGAAAAAAAAAUUCAGUCAUGCCACAAAGAACACAAAACAUGGGUGUGAACCUUUUUUCCCCUCCCUCCAUUCCCCAGGUGAUUGACUGAGCUAUUCACACAGAGAGCUGUGAGCAGACUUUCCUCUGUCCUGGACUUGUAUAAGAUGAAUUCUAAACAGUGAAACAAUCGGCUUUCAGUUUGGUUUAUGAUGGGUGAAAAGUGCAAGCGCCAAUUUUAAACCUGCACUGCACCACUUGAAAUCUGAAUUGAAGUCGGAUUAUGUCUUAUUUAAACGUUUAAGGCGGGAAAAGAAAAAAAAAACAUUCCAGGAGUGCACGGCUUCUGGAGGGAUUUCUGAAUGUGUGGUUUAAAGUGUCAGCAUGGCUUGAGCGAUUUUGGUUUUUUGGGUCCCAAACUAUUUUUAUGUCACGAUGUUAAAGGGACAAUUAGUGCCUGUUUGUGCUUCAUUUUCAGUCACUAGAUCAGUAUGUGGGUCAUAUAAAUUCUGUCACAUUUCCUUUAUUACGCCCAGAUCAGUGGCUGUUUGUUGUACAGCUGCCGUUUUGCUCUAUGUGAAACAGCAUUUCCCUACACUUUGAAUCAGUCCUGGCAAAAAUGCCCUCCCUAACGUUCAGUUCUGUAAGCAUCCUGCAAUAUUACGCAACGCCAACGCAACGUGCCCCAGUUUGAAGAAUCGAGGAAGGGAUUUAAAAAUGUGCCUUCACAAUUUUUUUUUUUUUUUUUUUUUGUUUGUCUACCAAAGGUUUAGUAACCGCUCCCCCCAAACCUUCUUUUAUUCUUAUGUCUUUAUCCUGUGCUUCCCACUUCUCCACUGCGACGUAUUUGGUUAAAGCUUUGCAUGCGCGUCAGUUAAGUGAUUAGUGAGCGAUGUUUUGGGAUGUCCUUCCUUAUAGGGAAGAGCAUUUCCUGGUGACGCAGGCUGAAAAUGUCAUUGUCUGACUUUUUUUUUUCUUUUUAAAUCUCCUGCAUAAAAUGCCCAUUAGUUGAUAUUGUGUGUAGUUUCAAGUGACCUUACCGUAGCUGAUUUUAAUCAAGUAUAACAUAAGUGAAUGCCUACAUUGUACAGUAUGAAACUAUGUGCUGAUGUUCAUUCAGAAACGUAACACCAGGUGUGAUAUAAUCAUGACCUGAAUCUCCAUGUAUGAGCACCUCAAGUAACGGUAUCACAUUAUUGUUGGUUGUGAGAAACUGUCACGGUUUCUAAGGAUAUAGUUUGUUUUUUUUAAAUGUCUGUAUGUAAAACUAGUGUUAAGACAUCCACUUUUCCAGUUUAGCCACUUAAAUAUGGAAAAAAAAAAAGCAAAAAAAUCCUGAGUACCUAAAUGUUUUACUUGAUAUUCCAAUGCAGAACUACAGUAUCUCCAUGCUUAGAUAUCGUUAAUGGGAUCUUUCUCACUUUACAAGAAUGGAGGCCGCAUGAGCAGAGCCUCGGAGCUGUACAGAAAAUGGUUUGAAAUCUGCAGAAAAAGAAACGCUGAAGUCAGUUGUGACUGAUAUUAUCAAGAGAUUGUCUAUCAAACUAUUAAAGAUGGAAAACUACAGCGCAGCAGAAGCUUCUUCCUGACUGCUCAACUAGCCUGAGAUCUUUUUUUUUUUAUUAUUAUUAUUAUUAUUUUCAUGAAUUUCUUGAUAAUAUUCAGAACAAGUGGCUCUGGUGUUAAAUCUUUGGUGCUUUGUGCUGCUUACAUUUCUAUGGUGGUCUUUAACUCACAAUGCUUUUUUUUUUUUUUUCCCCUCUUUUUCUUUCCCUCCCCCUCCCUGUACGAGAGUGAAGAAAACGGAUGAUAAAGGCAGUGCUGUGAAAAUUUAAUGUCAUGCUCUUAAUACUGUUUUUAUGGAGGGGAGAUUGUCUUCAGGUGUAAUAAUUUAGAAGAGUCUAUUAGAGUGUUCAAAAGACGUAAUAAACAGCAUAAAAAUGA
This is a messenger RNA of Neolamprologus brichardi, 5388 nucleotides long. RefSeq names its product NCK adaptor protein 1b (gene nck1b). NCBI's taxonomy places the organism in Eukaryota, Metazoa, Chordata, Actinopteri, Cichliformes, Cichlidae. Gene Ontology annotation, cellular component: cytoplasm. The record is from RefSeq and is a predicted model, not a curated record. Gene Ontology annotation, biological process: cell migration; positive regulation of translation in response to endoplasmic reticulum stress; positive regulation of endoplasmic reticulum stress-induced intrinsic apoptotic signaling pathway. Gene Ontology annotation, molecular function: ephrin receptor binding; signaling adaptor activity; receptor tyrosine kinase binding.